AUGUACUCAGCGCCACCUACGACUGGAAGAGACGAUUGUCUGGCAUAUGUCUCUUUGAGAAACAGAUCGCGACCUAUCAACUGGCCCCUCCUCGACAAACAGACGUCCAUUCUGACGUCCACCAACACACUGGGACGAGCCAAUGACGAAGCUGUGUGUUAUCAGGGGGACAAAGGCGAAUUUCAGCAGUACAGCAUGCUCGUAACUUUCACUCUUUACGACUCUGGCAUAAACCAACCAGAACACCCGCUGCCCCUGAUGUUCACAGGUCAACGGCUUUCCACCGGUCUUUCGGCUGACUACGUCGAAAUGCUGUAG
This is a messenger RNA of Soboliphyme baturini, 318 nucleotides long. NCBI's taxonomy places the organism in Eukaryota, Metazoa, Nematoda, Enoplea, Dioctophymatida, Soboliphymatidae. The record is from the annotation of a GenBank genome assembly.